AGACGGGCCAUUGUCAAGGAACGCCCGAGGCAAGCGGUCAUCACGUCUGUUCUCAUGCCCGAUGUACCUCCUGGAUAUUUGCUUGUACAGACGCAAUACGUUGCGCUCAACCCAGCUGGUUGGGCCGAUAUCGACGGGGAAGAGUACAUCGGCUGUGUUAUCGGCCUCGACUACGCAGGGACUGUAGUUCAAGUUGGCGAGCAGGUGAACAGAGAGUUUAAAAUUGGGGACCGAGUAGCAGGAAUUUCGCACGGAUGCAAUAUCCUGCAUCCGAACUAUGGAGCGUUCUCCGAGUACAUUAUCGUGAAAGCGGAUGCCCGAAUGAAGGUUCCGGAGACCAUGAACCUGGAAAAAGCGGCGUCAAUGGGUGUUGGUGUUAUUACCGCGAAUAUGGGUCUUUACCGUCAGUUAGGGCCCCCACUACCUGGACCUGAGAAUGUAUUCAGCAACAAACCGGAAGGAUCUUCAGCAACUGGAUCAUUGGCUAUUCAGUUUGCGAAGUUAUCUAAGUUCAAGGUCGUCACCACUUGCUCUCCGCGCAAUUUUGACCUAGUGCGCGAUAUGGGCGCAGAUGUCUGGUUUGACUACGUCUGUUCUUGUCUUGAGAAAAUCUGGAAGUUCUUAUCACUAAUCCCGAUGAGCAUCGUGAUUCGGCAUUUCGCUUUUGCCCUGAGGCUUGGGAUCGUCGUCGCAGCUUAG
Penicillium waksmanii is the source of this 699-nucleotide messenger RNA. Its product is annotated as zinc-binding alcohol dehydrogenase family protein. The record is from RefSeq and is a predicted model, not a curated record. NCBI's taxonomy places the organism in Eukaryota, Fungi, Ascomycota, Eurotiomycetes, Eurotiales, Aspergillaceae. The annotation marks the transcript as partial. The transcript is spliced from 3 exons. Gene Ontology annotation, molecular function: oxidoreductase activity, acting on NAD(P)H.